GUGUAUUCUUAAGUAUCGGAGUACUGCUUCUACUGUUUGGGAGCUAUUUAUUGUACAAAACAUUCAAGAAGAGAAGGGAAAAACGGCAGAAACAGAUGUUUUUUAAGAGAAAUGGCGGCCUCUUACUACAACAGCAGCUAUCAUCCAAUGAAGGGAUUAUUAACAAAGCAUAACUUUUCACUGCUAAAGAGUUGGAGAAGGCAACAGACCACUUCAAUGAAAAUCACAUACUUGGUCGUGGAGGUCAAGGUACGGUAUAUAAGGGCAUGUUACCUGAUGGAAAGAUAGUAGCAGUGAAAAAGUCCAAGCUAGUAGACGAAAACCAGCUGGAUCAGUUUAUCAACGAAGUGGUUAUUCUUUCACAAAUCAAUCACAGGAAUGUGGUGAAGCUACUCGGCUGUUGUUUGGAAACAGAAGUUCCUCUACUUGUAUAUGAGUUUAUAAUCAAUGGCACACUGUACAGUCUCAUACACAACGAGAACAAGGAGUUUCCCUUUCCAUGGAGCACUCGUUUAAGAAUAGCCACAGAGGUCGCUGGAGCAUUGGCUUAUCUACAUGCGACUUCUGUUCCAAUCUAUCAUAGGGACAUCAAAUCGAGCAAUAUACUUUUAGAUGAAAAAUACUGUGCCAAGGUCUCAGAUUUUGGUACUUCAAGGUCCAUUGCAAUUGAUCAAACUCACCUAACAACCGGAGUCCAAGGGACAUUUGGCUAUUUAGAUCCUGAGUAUUUCCAAUCCAGCCAAUAUACAGAAAAAAGUGAUGUAUAUAGCUUCGGAGUUGUUCUUGCUGAACUCUUAACAGGAAAGAAAGCCAUUUCAACCACAACAAACGAAGACAGAAGUUUAGCGACAAACUUCCUUUUGGCAACAGAUAGUAAUCGCCUCGAUACAUUUAUCCAUACAAAAAUUUUACAAGAAGGCAGAAAGGAGGAUAUAAUGGCGGCUGCUAAUAUAGCAUAUCGUUGCUUGAACUUGAAUGGUAAGAAAAGGCCGACUAUGAAGGAAGUAACGACAGCAUUGGAAGCCAUCAGACCACAAGUGCCAUCAGCAGCAUUAACAAAUGUUCAACUGGAUAAGGGUGAUACAGCAGAAAGAAGUGUGAUAUCUGAAGUUAACUACACAUGGACCAACACAGAUAGUACCUCAUCUGAUGAUAUCCAUCCACUGUUGUUCGAAACUAGCUAGGCUUUUGGACAUGCCAUUCGGAGUCAUGAUCUCAGUAUAACUAAUAGAAAUAUUACCAUUGCAAAUAUUAUUAAUACACCAUAUUGUGUACUAUUCUUAUACAUCCUAUAUUUGACGUUUGCUAUAACACACUCUUUACCACCAAA
Messenger RNA from Capsicum annuum, 1330 nucleotides. RefSeq names its product putative wall-associated receptor kinase-like 11. Lineage: Eukaryota; Viridiplantae; Streptophyta; Magnoliopsida; Solanales; Solanaceae. The record is from RefSeq and is a predicted model, not a curated record. Gene Ontology annotation, biological process: cell surface receptor signaling pathway; protein phosphorylation. Gene Ontology annotation, molecular function: protein serine/threonine kinase activity; ATP binding. Gene Ontology annotation, cellular component: plasma membrane.